Molecule: messenger RNA, 555 nt
Organism: Cryphonectria parasitica EP155
Lineage: Eukaryota; Fungi; Ascomycota; Sordariomycetes; Diaporthales; Cryphonectriaceae
Exons: 2
Coding region: 1-555 (184 amino acids)
Biological process (GO): negative regulation of translation; translation
Cellular component (GO): mitochondrial large ribosomal subunit; ribosome
Molecular function (GO): structural constituent of ribosome; mRNA binding
Source: RefSeq, a predicted model, not a curated record
AUGUCCCAGAACGUCGGUAUUACCCGACUUGCCUACUCGCGUGUCUGGCACCACGUCUCCGCCUCCACCCCCCACCCAACGCUCUCCACCAUCAAGUCCCCCCCCGAAGACGUGACCCCUCCACCCCUAGGCCGCCUGGCCUCACGCAUCGCCACCCUCCUGAUGGGCAAGCACAAGCCGAUCUGGGACCCCUCGACCGACUGCGGCGACUACGUGGUCGUCACCAACUGCGCCGCCCUGUACACGACGGGGCUGAAGAAGUGGCGCAAGAGCUACUACCGGCACAACACCCGCCCCGGCUCCCUGCGCCAGGUCACCAUGGACGUGCUGAUGGACAAGUUUGGCGGCGGCGAGAUCCUGCGCAAGGCCGUCAGCGGCAUGCUGCCCAAGAACAGGCUGCGCAAGAAGAGGCUGGCCCGCCUGAAGGCGUUUGAGGGCGAGGUCCACCCGUAUGAGGAGAACCUGGUGCGGUUCGGCGGGCGCAAGGUUGGCGAGGAAGGGUGGGAGGCGGUUGCGAGGAGGAUACGGGAGGCGGAUGUGGAGAGGAGGAUAUGA